Molecule: messenger RNA, 2328 nt
Organism: Eublepharis macularius
Lineage: Eukaryota; Metazoa; Chordata; Lepidosauria; Squamata; Eublepharidae
Gene: PKLR
Product: pyruvate kinase L/R
Exons: 11
Coding region: 130-1725 (531 amino acids)
Biological process (GO): glycolytic process; cellular response to insulin stimulus
Cellular component (GO): cytoplasm
Molecular function (GO): pyruvate kinase activity; magnesium ion binding; potassium ion binding
Source: RefSeq, a predicted model, not a curated record
GGCAGGGGCUGGCCCAGGGCCUUCCUACGCAGCAGCCGCUCCCCUUGUUUCCUGUAGCUGCCCAGGCCAGAGAAAGCAGAGAAGGAAGCCCAGCAGCGAUAAGGCGCCACCUCUCUCCUGUCGGACGACAUGGCCACCCUCACCCAGGAGCUGGGCACGGCUUUCUUCCAGAGGCAGCAGCUGCCGGCGUCCAUGGCUGACACCUUCUUGGAGCACCUGUGCCUGCUGGACAUUGACUCGGAGCCCAUCAUAGCCCGCAGUACGGGCAUUGUCUGCACCAUCGGUCCUGCUUCCCGCUCUGUGGAAAUGUUGCGUGAGAUGAUCAAGGCUGGGAUGAACAUCGCAAGGUUGAACUUCUCGCAUGGCUCACACGAGUACCAUGCAGGUUCCAUUCAGAAUAUUCGAGCUGCAACCGAAAGCUUUGCCUCUAACCCCGUUUUCUACCGACCUGUGGCUAUUGCACUGGAUACUAAAGGCCCAGAAAUCCGUACUGGCCUCAUCCGAGGGGGCGAGAACAAGGAGGUGGAGCUGGUCAAAGGAUCCCAGAUGACGGUUACCACAAACCCAGCUUUCCGGGAAUGCUGCGACCAGCAAACCGUCUGGGUGGAUUAUGCCAACUUGCCAAAGGUUGUCAAAGUUGGCGGGCGGAUCUUCAUUGAUGACGGGCUCAUCUCCUUACUGAUCAAGGAAAUUCGGAAAGAUGGCUGCAUCGUGGAGGUAGAAAACGGUGGGAUGCUGUGCAGCCGCAAAGGAGUGAACCUGCCAGACACUGAAGUGGACCUGCCAGCCGUCUCGGAGCGGGACGUGCAGGAUCUGCAGUUUGGUCUGGAGCACGGUGUUGAUAUCGUCUUCGCCUCCUUCAUCCGCAAGGCCAGCGACGUGGCUGCGGUCCGGGAGGUGCUAGGGGAGCGUGGCCGCGCCAUCAAGAUCAUCAGCAAGAUUGAAAACCACGAGGGAGUCAAAAAGUUCGAUGAAAUCUUGGAGGCCAGCGAUGGCAUCAUGGUGGCACGAGGUGACCUGGGCAUUGAGAUCCCUGGCGAGAAGGUUUUCCUUGCUCAGAAAAUGAUGAUUGGUCGUUGUAAUCGUGCCGGGAAGCCCGUCAUAUGUGCUACUCAGAUGCUGGAGAGCAUGAUCAAAAAGCCGCGGCCCACACGGGCAGAGAGCAGCGAUGUGGCCAAUGCGGUGCUGGAUGGAGCCGACUGCAUUAUGUUGUCAGGGGAGACAGCCAAGGGCGCCUACCCUGUGGAGGCUGUGCGGAUGCAACAUGCGAUAGCCCGAGAGGCUGAGGCCGCCAUGUACCACCACCAGCUCUUCCAGGAGCUGCGCCGCCUUACCCCGCUGAGCCAAGACCCCACAGAGGUGACAGCCAUUGGUGCUGUGGAGGCCUCAUUCAAGUGCUGUGCAGCUGCCAUCAUCGUCCUCACAACAUCUGGCAGGUCUGCACGCCUGCUCUCUCGCUAUCGUCCCCGUGCCCUGAUUAUCGCCGUGACCCGCAAUGAGCAGGUUGCCCGCCAGGCACACCUGAGCCGUGGCAUCUUUCCGGUCCUGUGGCGUGGCGCUAAGCAGGAGGUGUGGGCAGACGACGUUGAUCGCCGUGUGCAUUUUGCCAUGGAGAUAGGCCGGGUGCGCGGGUUCCUGCGGUCGGAAGAUGUGGUCAUUGUGGUGACUGGCUGGAGGCCUGGCGCUGGCUACACCAACAUCAUGAGAGUUCAGCAGGUCCCAUGAAGGCUACAAGAUGCCACCAAAACUAGAGAGAGAGAGAUUGUGUUUGCGUGUCCGUGUAUACCCAAAGCUGUUAAAAAACUUUUAGUUGCAUCUUCUUCUAUGAUUUUGUUGCUCCUAUUGUGUACCACCGCCCUCUUUAUAAGGCUAACCCAAUAGGCCUUAGUGCAAGCAGUGGAAUAGGAGAGACACACUUCCAUGCUAGAAAGUAGGGUUGCCAGCUCCAGGCUGGGAAAUUCCAGGAAAUUUGAGGGGGUGGGGCCUGGGGGAGGUGGGGUUUGGGAAGGGGAGGAACCUCAGCAGGGUAUAAGGUCAUAGAGCCCACCCUCCAAAGCAGCCAUUUUAUUCAGAGGAACUGAUCUUUGUGGCCUGGAAAAGAAUAGUAAUUCCAGGAGAUUCCCAGCCACCACCUGGAGGUUGGCCACCCUAACUAGAAGCCCAUAGGAGUGUUGGGCCUACACAAACCCUUCAGCAUCAGGCCAGCACAAUUCUGUGCCUAUUAGAAAAGAAAUAGCUUUUAGUCGUGUAUUGUUAUAUCUCUUUCUUUCAAACCAGGUUAUGAGCCAUGAAGUUUACUGUUAAUAAAGAAACCGUCGAGUUAAAAGA